Molecule: messenger RNA, 950 nt
Organism: Manduca sexta (tobacco hornworm)
Lineage: Eukaryota; Metazoa; Arthropoda; Insecta; Lepidoptera; Sphingidae
Product: pollen-specific leucine-rich repeat extensin-like protein 1
Exons: 1
Source: RefSeq, a predicted model, not a curated record
AAAGAAGAGGUUCAACUGAAACCAGUGAAAAAGGAGAAGCCAGUUGAAGAAGCUGUACCCGAAGAACAUAAAUGGCCCACUGGCAAGAGGCGUCCUAAGGAAGAGGAGCUCAAAGAAGAAGUAAUACUGAAGCCAGUUCCGAAGCAAAAGGUGCCGGAAGAGGAGAAACCAGAAGAGGUUCAACUUAAACCAGUGAAAAAGGAGAAGCCAGUUGAAGAAGCUGUACCUGAAGAACGUAAAUGGCCUACAGAAAGAAGGCGCCCUAAGGAGGAAGAACCCAAGGAAGAAGUAAUACUGAAGCCUAUUCCGAAGCAAAAGGUGCCAGAGGAAAAAAAGCCAGAGGAAGUUCAACUCAAACCAGUGAAAAAGGAGAAGCCAGUUGAAGAAGCUUUACCCGAAAAACGUAAAUGGCCCGCUGGUAAAAGGCGCCCUAUGGAGGAAGAACCCAAAGAAGAAGUCAUUCUGAAGCCAGUUCCGAAGCAAAAGGUGCCAGAGGAAGAGAAACCAGAAGAGGUUCAACUCAAACCAGUGAAAAAGGAGAAGCCAGUUGAAGAAGCUGUACCCGAAGAACAUAAAUGGCCUACUGGCAAGAGGCGCCCUAAGGAAGAGGAACCCAAAGAAGAAGUAAUUUUGAAGCCUGUUCCGAAGCAAAAGGUGCCUGAGGAAGAGAAACCAGAAGAGGUUCAACUUAAACCAGUGAAAAAAGGACACCAGCUGAAGCUGUACCCGAGGAACGUAAAUGGCCCACUGGAAAGAGGCGCCCUAAGGAAGAGGAACCCAAAGAAGAAGUAAUACUGAAGCCAAUUCCGAAGCAAAAGGUGCCAGAGGAAGAGAAACCAGAACAAGUUCAACUUAAACCAGUGAAAAGGGAGAAGCCAACUGAAGAAACUGUACCUGAAGAACGUAAAUGGCCCACAGGCAGAAGGCACCCUAAGGAGGAAGAACACAAG